AUGCCUCCGGCCGCUCCCCGCGCGCCGCCCCGCAGCCUGUCCCGCCUGCGCCAGUGCCCGGGCCGCUCCCGCGUGGUGCUGGCGCUCGGGGCCACGCAGAUGGCGCUCGGCUGCCUCAUCGUGGCCGUGAGCUUCGCCGCGCUGGCGCUCACCACCUCGGCCCGCGUGCGCCACUCCUGCCCCUUCUGGGCCGGCUUCUCGGUGCUGCUGUCUGGACUCAUCGGCGUCGUCUCCUGGAAAAGGCCUCUCUCUCUGGUGAUAACGUUUUUCAUGCUGCUCUCUGCCGUGUGUGUGAUGCUGAAUUUGGCUGGUUCGAUUCUCUCCUGUCAGAACGCUCAGCUAGUCAGCUCCUUGGAAGGCUGUCAACUGAUUAAGUUCGACAGUGUCGAGGUGUGUGUCUGCUGCGAGACUCAGCGCCGGUCCACCGGCUGCAGCAACCUGGGGGAGACGCUGAAGCUGAACCCGCUGCAGGAGGACUGCAACGCCGUGCGCCUGACGCUCAAGGACCUCCUCUUCAGCGUGUGCGCCCUCAACGUCCUCGCCACCAUCGUGUGUGCGUUGGCCACGGCCAUGUGCUGCAUGCAGAUGGUGUCCUCCGAUGUCCUGCGCAUGUUCCUUCCACAGAGGGCACACUCCACCAGCCCUGCCUGCCUGACCCCCCAUGGCACCGUUCUCCACCAGACCCUGGACUUCGAUGAGUUCAUCCCCCCUCUGCCCCCUCCCCCGUACUACCCUCCCGAGUACACCUGCACACCCACGGCCGAGGCCCACAGGGGCCUCCACCUGGACUUCGCUCCCUCUCCGUUCAGCACUUUGUAUGAUGUUGCCAUCAACAGCCCGGGCCUGCUCUACCCCGCUGAGCUCCCCCCGCCGUACGAGGCCGUGGUGGGCCCGACCCCGGCCAGCCAGCUCCCGAGUACCAACCAGCAGGCGGCCGACACCAGCACCCAGGACCCAGACGGCAUUGCUGGCCAAGGCACACAAGCACCUGCCGACAGCACGAGCCUCCCAGCCUCCGAGGGUGUCACCGCGCCGGGCCCAAGCCACCUGUCCCCCGAUGGCUCUAUGGGUGCCCAGCCACCGGACCCUCGCCCCAGCCUCACAGCCCCAAAGGGCCCCAGCCAGGGCACAGGGGCACGUCAGGGUCCUGGCCGCGUGGCCCGCUCCACCAGUGACCCCACCUCAUGCUCGUCCAGGACAGCAGUUUCGCGGUCUCGCUCCAUCACAGCUGCCUGUGCCCACCGGCUCCCGCCUUCCCCGCCCGGGGCGCCGGACUCCCGGAAGCUCCAGCGGCAGGCAGAGCCAGAGGCCUUGCGGCUGGUCUUCGGUGAGCACCUGUUCGCGGACCGCAAGACCUACACGGACGCCAGGGCUCUGGUGGCCAAGCUCCUGGAGCACUCCAGCCGGCCGCUGCCUCCCGAGGUGCGGCACGCGGCGGGCGCCAUCCGCUCCGCGGUCCCCUCGGAGGAGAGCCAGGUGGACCAGGUGUGA
Molossus molossus (Pallas's mastiff bat) is the source of this 1491-nucleotide messenger RNA. RefSeq names its product family with sequence similarity 189 member A1 (gene ENTREP2). Bases 1 to 1491 code for a protein of 496 amino acids. The record is from RefSeq and is a predicted model, not a curated record. Gene Ontology annotation, cellular component: membrane. Lineage: Eukaryota; Metazoa; Chordata; Mammalia; Chiroptera; Molossidae. The transcript is spliced from 10 exons.